AUGGAAUCACAGUCACCAAUGUUGGAGGCCUACCGCCGCCUCACCGAAGUCAUCUCGUCCCAGCCCGACGACAAAGAGACUGAAGAACAUGUCCAUCAGUUGCUCAUAUCGCUGCCCUCCGUGUUCUUCACCAUAGAUGCCCAGAAGCGGACACCACUGCAUCACGCCGCCUCUGUCGGCAAACCCAAUAUUCUUCGUGCCAUCCUCACCGUUGGUCCGGAGUGUGAAGUUGACCUGCAAGAUGCCGAGGGAUGCACCGCUCUCCACCUGGCCGCGCGCAACGGCCACGAAGCCGUAGCCCGCGUCCUCCUCAAUGUUGGCGCCGACGUUCGGCGUGAGGAAGCAUUCGGCGAGACGCCGCUGCACGAGGCAGCGCGCAACGGACACGCGGCUCUUGUGAAGCUCUUUAUCGAUACGGGCGCCGUUGUUGACGUCGGGAAUCGCGACUCGAGUACGGCGCUCCACGUUGCCGCCCGACGUGGCCAUUCCGACGUUGUCGAGGUUUUGCUGGCUGCUGGCGCCAACCCUGCGACCAAAGACAAGGUCGGCGACACGCCCCUUCAUGAUGCUGCUCGCGAGGGUCGGACGGAGAUUGUCGAUGGUCUGCUCAACACGGGGCUUGUCAGCGUCGAGGCGCGGAACGCCAACGGUCUCACGCCGCUGAGCGUUGGAGCGCGCCAUGGACGCGAUGGAAUUGUGCGUUCUCUGCUCGAGAGGGGUGCCGAUGUUGACGCGCAGAGCUCUGAAUUCUGCACGCCUCUGCACCAGGCUGCUACGGAAGGCCAUGAUGGCGUGGCGAGAUCGCUCAUCGCCGCUGGCGCCGAGGUUGACUUGCAAGACAAGGACUUACAGAGCCCUCUUCAUACAGCCGUCAUAUUUGAGCAUGCUGACGUCGUAGGCAGCCUCCUCUGUGCCGGGGCGACGGUGAACCUGCGCGAUACGGAGGACUGCACGCCGCUGCACCACGCUGUCAAGAAUGGAAACAGAGGUAUUGUCAGGGAACUGCUCGAAGCGGGUUCGGACCCUACAACCCUCUCUGCCGGUGGUGAGACGGCUCUUAGUCUGGCACGGGUCAUGGGCAAGGAGUCGGUCAUUGAGCUGUUUGCUAGCCCACAGCUCGUUCCGAGGCAAAACGUCGAAGCAAACUCGCGUCCCAAGCGGGCACGGGGCCCGUCACGGCCCAACGAAGAAGGCGAGAUAAUGGCAUGCAAGCACUUUAUGGGAACCUUCUGGUGCCCUACCUCCGAGACGGCAUUUGACGAUCUUUCCGUCUGGAACAUACUUUACGAGCCUGACACGGAGGUCAAACUAAGCCCCCGUCAACCUCCACCGCCGCCUUCACCUCCACCAUCCCCUCCACCAGUUCCUUCAAGGGAAACUUCUGGCAUCCGCCACCAUGAUCACCGCCAUCGCCAACAUCAACAACACCGCCGUAAGCUAUCGCACGAUGCCCGUCGCCCUGACGACCCCGUGAAACGCUGGAUCCAUCUGCCGGCCAACAAUGUGGCCUGGGUGCUUGACCUCGUCCAAAAGAUCAGCGCCAUGGACGGCCGCACCGAGGCGGAGUGCGCUCGCGCCAUGCGUUUCGUCCGCGACACGUACCUCGAGAUGCGCUACUCGGCCCCCUACCGCAAACCGCACUUUCGUCGCGCCUCGGCUACCGGUGCCGCCGCCUCCGUUGCGGCUCCGACCUCGGCGUCGCCCUCCCUCGACCCUGCCGAGAUGUUCUCUCUCGUCCUGCCCGUCGUGGACGUCGAGAUGGAUGAGCAGACGCGCGAGCGCCUCCGCUCCGCCAUGACCGGCAGCCGCGACGUCGCGCCCAAGAGGGAGCUCCUCCGCGCCAGCACGGCCGAGCGCGCGCGUAGACUGAGCGCCAUGCCGACGGGCCUGCAACACCACCUCUUCCCCUACCUCAAGCACCUCGACGCCAUGAAUGGCCUGCGGCGAAGCUUCACCAAGUCUGAGCUGCACGUGCCGCGGACGCUCGACCAGUCGUACCACGAAUCGCUGAGCAAGGAGGAAGUGCGCGCGAGGAACGAGAGCCAGGUUCUGUACCGGUACCUUCUGCGCCUCGAGAGCCUUGUCAAGGCGGAGAAGCAGAAGAGUGACGGGUCUGUCGUUGCUGGGGAACAGAAGUUGGGCCAGGGGUCCGGCAACCCGUUUGAGCACCGCGAGCUGCUCGAGCAGCACUCGGACAAGCAGAAGCGGACAGAUGGCACAAAGGAGCAGCUGAUGAGGAUGGCGGGACGGCAGGAUGUGGCCAGCAGCGUGCGCGCGAGGGUGGCGCGUGAGCGCAAAGGGAUCGAGCAGGAGCAGCGUAAGCAGGUGUUGAUGGUGUCGCAGCUGUGGAUGUGGCGCAUCGACGAACAACGCUGGGACGACAAGAACGCCAAGACGCUGCUCAAUGAGAUCAAGCACCGCGUCCUGGCUUCUCCCGGUCUCAAGUCAGCCGAUACAGACAUGAUGGAUAUUGCUGCCCACGUCCUCGAAUCGGCAGUCGGAUUCAGCGAGGAGGAGUUUCAUUUUCAGUUCUGCGGCCCGCGAUCGUACUGUAACGUCUUUGCGGGCUCAGUGGCUUUCCUCUCCAACGAGGCAAUGAAACGGUACACGGCCUUCAAGUCGUCCAUCCGCGGGAUGCGCACUUCGAAGACUGUGCUCGGGGACCUGCGAGCUGAGAUUGAGCUACUGCAGGAGAUAGACGAUGUGAGGGAGGAAGUGAAUAUGAUCCAGACGGUAUUGAAGGAACAAGAGCGCGUCGUCGUCGAGUUUCAGGGUUCACGAGAACCAGACUGCACCGUGCUGGAGCAGGUCAGAGGCGGCCUCGGAGGUUUCUCUCAUCCUACCCUGGACUUUUUCGAUCGCCUGGGACUGGAUGCUGAUCGAGUUCGGACCUCGGCCCCCCUCUCCUGGAUCAUGGGCGUUUUUGAGGUCAACAUAUCCGGCCUACCAAGCCCAAUCACACCAGGCACUGUGGUCCUGGCCAGCAUUGGGAGUCUCCUCGCCACCGUAUUGGUCAUCUGGCUGUCCCUCCAGAUCUACGAACUCAUCGCCCAAGGCCAGAGCAGCGCGAAGCGCCGAAAGCUCGACUCCAUGCUUCGCCGGAAGACGAAACCAAACGAAACCUUGGCACCUGAAGCGGCAGCGCAGUCACAGCGAGGCGAUGAAUCUGCAGGUCAAGCAAGCCAAACGGCAAGGUCAUCUGCCCUCCGAUCGGAGGCCGCAGCGAGCGCUGUGGGUCAGGGGGCAUCGGGCCAACGCAAACUCAGGAAAAGGUUUAUCAGGUUCGGCAGGGACGGAAAGAAGAGGCUAGAUGAGGAGACUGCGAUAGUUGUUUGA
Verticillium dahliae VdLs.17 is the source of this 3336-nucleotide messenger RNA. RefSeq names its product ankyrin repeat and protein kinase domain-containing protein. Bases 1 to 3336 code for a protein of 1111 amino acids. NCBI's taxonomy places the organism in Eukaryota, Fungi, Ascomycota, Sordariomycetes, Glomerellales, Plectosphaerellaceae. Gene Ontology annotation, molecular function: protein binding. The transcript is spliced from 5 exons. The record is from RefSeq and is a predicted model, not a curated record.